Molecule: messenger RNA, 675 nt
Organism: Dibothriocephalus latus
Lineage: Eukaryota; Metazoa; Platyhelminthes; Cestoda; Diphyllobothriidea; Diphyllobothriidae
Source: the annotation of a GenBank genome assembly
AUGUUCUUCACAGUCAACUUCCUAGUUGAUGAAUCCGUAGCCACUAUCAGUUUGGCGGCACAUUUUGGACGUGUCAAAGACCCAGUCCGAGAACCAACGGCAAUCAUACGUUCCUCAAAAUUCAUCUUUUCACUGUAUAAAUUUUCAGAAGUGGAUGGCGACGGCUAUGAGCGAACUGUAAACGGCAACGGAUCUGCUGGCGAUGCCGCACUGACGAACUACGACGAUGUCCUAGAGAUGUUCGACCCGCUGCCCAAUGGCCGGGAUUGUGAUUCAACUAAACUCGCUGGCGCCACCCUCCCUCUGCUCUCCGUCUCCGCAUUGGCAUCACAGCUGGCUGCUCUGCCAUUGGAACUGGAGCCCCUGGCUGUGCACCCCUCAUCCAGCUGUCCCGUCUGCAACGUUCUCAUGGUUAUCCACACCCCAAAGCUGCUUAUGGCUUACUUCUUUUUCUGUGACGUUCCGUCUGCAGUUCCUCCGAGGGCGUUUUCUUCAAUGCGGGAAUUCAGUUUCAUCGCGGAGGGAUUGGCCCAUUGCUCCAAAUGUGGACGCCUAAUCUGUUUCCGGUGCUACGAGCGAAGAUCUGGGGUUCUUGGUGACAUUGGGGCUGCCGAUGUUGAGACGUUCGUCUGCAAAGACUGCUGUUUCAAGGCCACUCCUCUUCGCGCAGUUUGA